AUGCUCACGGAACUUUUCGAGAGCCAAGCCCUUCAACACUCUGACAGAAAUAGAGUACUCGCCAUCCUGGCAGUCCGAUCGAUUGUUUUGCACAACCAAAAUCCUAGCCAACUUGAGCUCGGAACCUCUUUCUUAGCAGAAUGGUGCCUAAAGUACUUGCACAGUUCUUCCCGAGAGCUACGAGUUGCUGCAGGGCGAACAAUGGCUGCUUUUCUCCGUGAAGGAUUGCCCAUCGAAAUUCGGAACAAGAAUCGACAAGUCGCUCUGAAUUUUCUGAGAGCACUGUCAUCGAAGGAUAUUGUAGGUCAACACGAAACAUUGAUAUUGGCUUGGGGCCGAGUAGCAGUGGUAUGCGGUGAGAAAGAGCUCAAUCUGGCAUUGCUCAGGCUGGUCGACUAUCUGGGUCAUCCAAAUUCUCUGGUUUGUUCUCUUGCUUUCAGCGAGUUGGAGGAUAUCGCCGAGACGCUGUCUCUCUCACCACAGACACUUCUCAAACCAUUUUAUCGCAGCAUCGCUGUCGCUGUCAUUCAGGAUCUCACUACCAAACCGCAGAAGGCUCAGCAGCUCUCCGAAUUCCUAGGGAUGAGCGUCAGUCAUUUUCUGCUGCUGACACAACGAGAUACCGUGCCUUUUCUUGUCUUGACAAAGAAGAAGGACAUACUACAGCGAAUUGCCUCGGCUCGUAGUGCAGAGACUAGCAUACAAGACAUUUGUCUUCAGCCGCCUGCUAAUCUUGCUGUCGUGAUAUCUACGUUGCUCUUCCAGUCAUCAAGUGAUGUAGAAGGUAACGCAAUCAGAUGUCUUGCUGAAGUUGCUCCUGGCAUUCAGAGCAGCGACCUGGGAAGUCUGAUCAGAUCAAAUCCUGUUCUCAUCGCGUGUGAAAUGCUCAAGACUGCGGGAGACGAAGAUGAGUCGAAUGCAUCUAAGGCACAACAAGCCAUCCAGAUUUUCACUAUGCUGGUCGAAGGGAAGCCAAGUCAUACAAAGUCGAAUGCCAAAGCCAAUCGUAUGGUUAUCAGUUUCUUCGAAGCACAUAUUUUGGGCAUCAUGACCGAGUUCUCCAACUCAAUCGACAACACCCUGUCAUUGUCACCAUCAGAAAAGCUUCGCUGUGUUAAUGCAAUCGAACAAAUGAUCAUAUUAGCUAAGAGCAAGGUCAGCGUAGCUCUUCCUCAGAUAAGAGCGUGUCUUCAGAGCGCCAUUGAUCAGCCCAAACUUCAAGAGUCAGCACUUUCUGCUUGGCUUACUCUAAUCGGUGUUCUAGAAGGCGAUGAUGUUGCUGACAUGGUUGAUCAUACCUUCGCGCUCGUGGCUCAACAUUGGGAUAGCCUCUCCUCGCCUCUGCAAUUGAAGAUUCACGACACUAUCAGUGAGAUGGUCAAGACUCACAGCAAUGUGAUACGGGAGAAGCUCAUGACCAUACCAUCAUUGGCUUCGAUCCCGUUGAUGUCCAAGAUUGGUCUGGAAAUACAGAGGUUGAAAAAGGACGAACGUCCCGACGUCCAUCUGCGUGCCUUCGCUAAACGAUUGCACGAUGAGAAUGUCGCGAUCGUUACUCAGGGACUCCGCGAGCUAGUCCCAUGGCUCGGCGAAAACCAAGGCUUUGUUCAUGAGGCAGCUGUCAGCGAACAACCUAAGGCUGCGAUAGCCGAUGUAAUGCGUGCUUUGUUGGAUGUCUGCACAAAGUAUGCUGACCAUGACUCCACAGUCGUCGAUCUGAGUGCACAAUGUAUUGGUAUCAUUGGCUGCUUGGACCCCAACAGUGUCGAGAUGAGCAGCAGCAGAAGACAGGUGCUCGUGCUUUCGAACUUUGAAAAGGCCUCUGAGGUUAUCAACUGGGUCGCUAUCAUGCUCGAAGAUGUUCUGGUACCAGCAUUCAGAUCAUCCACGAACGCACGCGACCAAGGUUUCCUAGCCUAUGUCAUGCAAGAACUGGUCCGAUUUUGUGGUUUCAACGAAGCCGCGACUGCGCGCAUGAGGCCAUCUCAAGCCGGCCCUGCUUACAGUCGCUGGGCGGAGAUGCCAGAAAACGUCCGGAAUACGCUCACUCCCUUUUUGAGCUCAAGAUACUUGCUAAACAGCAGUUCGUCCGUUCAACCAGGGAAACGAAACUACCCUGUCUUUACCAACGGUAAACGUCACAGCACAUGGCUUCGCGAAUGGGCUUACGAUAUGAUGUGGAGAGGUAAAGGCGAUAACGCAGAAAUGGUUUUCCCCAUCCUGGCACGCAUCAUCAAUCGACACGAUAUCUCGAUUGCUAGCUUCCUGCUCCCGUACGUGGCACUCAACAUCGUUCUUGGCGGUACUGUGCAGGAGGCUAAAGACAUUGGAGUUGAAAUGCUGACAGUCUUGUCCACUGAAUCACCUGUUGAAUCUGAGAAGGAGGCGCUUCGUCAAUGCAGCGAGAAUGUCUUUGCUGUGUUGGAUUACAUGUCGAAAUGGCUACAGGAGAAAAAACGAACAAUGGCCGCAUACCGAGCUGCAGCUUUGCGAGCUGGUCAUGCACCUUCAGAGUUGGAGGAAGUCAAAGACGUCGGCCAAAUUGAAAGUGUCGAGAGCGUGAUAAACUCCAUUCCGGCAGACAUCAUCGCCCAACGUGCUAUGGAGUGCGGCUCAUAUGCUCGUGCUCUGUUCCAUUGGGAGAGCUACAUCCGAAGUGAAUCUCGGAGACAAACCAAUCAGAACGCCAAAGAGCACGACGCAAUGUUCCAACGUUUGCAUUCUAUCUAUUCUCAAAUAGACGAGCCGGACGGUCUUGACGGAAUUUCGGCACACCUCAACAUCCUUAGCCCAGAGCAACAAGCUUUCCAACAUCAGAGAGCAGGCAGGUGGUCAGCUGCACAAAGCUGGUACGAGUUCGAACUGAUUAAGGAACCCUCCAACACAAGCCGUCAAAUCGAUCUUUUAAGCUGUCUCAGAGAAUCUGGUCAGUAUGAUCAAGUGUUGCGUUAUGCAUCGUUUUACAAAGAUAACUCGAGUCAGAGCGACAAAGGUACACUCUUGUCGUACAUCACAGAGGCAUGUUGGACUACAGACAGAUUUGAUACCCUCAAGGACACUCUCGCGGGUCUUUCGGAAGAUGGCCAGACCGAUUUCAACAUUGGAGUCGCCAGAGUGCUCCUCGCCAUGCAAGAGAAAAACCAAGAUGCAGUGUCAACCAUGGUCAACAGACUUCGCAAUAUCGUGGUCAAGGGCAUCACCUCCGUCUCUGGGAGCUCGCUACAGGCUUGCCAUGAUGUUCUGUUGAAACUCCAUAUUGUGUAUGAGAUAGGUGCACUCAGUGGAGCGAUCGAUGUUCCUGCUGCUCAAGAUCCAGCUGCUACAUCAGUCCUUGCGGUUAUGGAUAAGAGAUUGAACGUCAUCGGAUCAUACAUCUCUGACAAACAAUACUUGCUUGGCAUACGACGUGCAGUCAUGCGAUUGUCGAGCGUCGAUUUCUCGAGCGUCAGCAUCGGCAGUUCAUGGCUCACAACCGCUCGUCUUGCUCGAAAGACCAAUGUCUCAACCGUCGCACAUUAUGCUGUACUCAACGCAUUCAGCUGCGGAGACGACGCAGCCAAGAUCGAACAUGCUAGACUGCUUUGGAAAGACAAUCAGCACAGACAAGCCAUUCAGAGCCUCGAGGGUGCCAUUGCGUCCAAUACGUUCGCAACUUAUGACCAGAGGAUGGUGGAUACCAGUAAUCCUGAAGAAGCACAACAGAAGCAGAACAUGCUUUCUGCAAGAGCGCAUCUGCUACUUGCCAAAUGGCUGGAUGCUUCUGGACAGACACAGGCAACAAAAGUAGUAGGCAAGUAUCAGUAUGCUGCCAGACAUUACUCCAGAUGGGAGAAAGGUCACUACUAUCUGGGCAAGCAUUACAACAUGCUUCUCGAUGCUGGAAAACUUCUUCCUUCGCACAAGCAGUCUGAGCCUUUUGUUUCUGGAGAGCUGACCAAACUGGUCAUCGUAAACUACUUGCGGUCUGUACCAUUUGGCUCCAAGUACUGGUAUCAGACAAUCCCAAAAAUCAUCACACUCUGGUUGGAUCUUGGCAUGGAUUGUAUGCAGAGGACCAGGAAUGAUGUCCAGGCUGAUGUGACCGCCAAACGUUCUCACUGGCUUGAUGCGAUUCACAAGCAAAUGAGGAAAUACUUUGACCGUAUACCUCCAUACAUCUUCUACAACGCUCUGCCUCAGAUGAUCUCGCGUAUCACUCACCCGAACCCCAAAGUCUACGAAGUGUUGGCAAUGAUCAUUCAGAAGAUUGUUUCGACCCAUCCUAGUCAAGCACUUUGGUUCUUGCUAGCGGUCUGCAAGGCCACUGCAUCGGAUAGAGCAAGCCGUGGCGUGGCCAUCAUCAACAAGCUGAAAGACCCUAAGAACAGGCCGAAGAGCGACUCGGCUAGUUUUGACCUGAGAGUGAUGAUAAGUCACGGGCAGAAGCUAUCGGAUGGUCUGCUACAAGCUUGUGAGAUCCAUAUCGAGACACGGUCAGCGAACGUCAGUCUGUCCAAGGAUCUGAACUUCAAUCACAAACUGGCUCCCAAUCCUCUUGUCAUACCUCUGGAAUCUACCCUGACAGCCAAUGCUCCUGUGGUGCAGGACGCUUUCCACAUCCGUAAGUUCGUGGCAUUCGCUCAGGAACGCAUUACGAUACAAAGCUUCAGCGAUGAAGUCCUGGUGCUCAACUCUCUGCAGCGACCACGUAAGUUGACAGUCAGAGGAUCGGAUGGCAAACAAUAUGGACUUUUGUGCAAGCCAAAGGACGAUUUGAGAAAAGAUCAACGCCUCAUGGAGUUCAAUACAAUGAUCAACAGAGCACUCAAACGAGACACGGAGUCGAGCAAGCGUCGUCUGUACAUCAAGACAUAUGGUGUGACGCCAUUGAGUGAAGAAUCGGGCACCAUCGAGUGGGUUGAAGGGAUCAAACCUCUGCGCGACAUUCUUCUCAAGUUAUAUCAGCGAAAGGGUGUGCAACCUAAUUACAACGAACUACGAGUCUUCCUUAGUGAGGCAAGCUCUAAUCCGGCUAACGUGGAUAUCUUCACCGAGAAAGUACUCAAGGUUUUCCCAUCCAUCCUUCAUGAGUGGUUCACGGAGAUGUUCCCCGAGCCUGACACAUGGUUCGCUGCUCGCUUAAGAUAUGCUCGCUCAGCAGCAGUCAUGUCUAUGGUAGGACAUGUCCUUGGACUUGGUGAUCGACAUGGAGAAAACAUCUUGCUCCAAGAAGAUACUGGUGGUGUCUUCCAUGUCGACUUCAAUUGUCUAUUCGACAAAGGUCUCACAUUCGAGAAACCAGAACUUGUUCCUUUCCGCCUGACACACAACAUGAUCGCGGCAAUGGGUGCUUACGGAUAUGAAGGACCUUUCCGCAAGUCGGCUGAAUUGACACUGGGCUUGCUCCGUCAACACCAGGAUACUUUGAUGAACAUUUUGGAAACGUUCUUGCACGAUCCUACCACUGAUUUCAUUGGCAAGAAGAAGAGGACUACGCCUGGAGUGCCAGAGACACCGCAAGAAGUUCUCGACUCGGUCAGUGGAAAGCUCAAAGGAUUCCUCAGAGGAGAAACUGUGCCAUUGAGUGUGGAAGGUCAUGUAAAUGCUUUGAUUGGACAGGCCACUGACCCGUGGAAUUUGUGUCAGAUGUACAUUGGUUGGUGUGCAUUCUUGUAG
Messenger RNA from Aureobasidium melanogenum CBS 110374, 5655 nucleotides. RefSeq lists its product as uncharacterized. Gene Ontology annotation, molecular function: protein serine/threonine kinase activity; protein binding. Bases 1 to 5655 code for a protein of 1884 amino acids. Gene Ontology annotation, cellular component: nucleus. Gene Ontology annotation, biological process: DNA damage checkpoint signaling; protein phosphorylation; telomere maintenance. Lineage: Eukaryota; Fungi; Ascomycota; Dothideomycetes; Dothideales; Saccotheciaceae. The record is from RefSeq and is a predicted model, not a curated record. The transcript is spliced from 6 exons.